GAUUGGUACAUCAGCCGGUUAACAGUUCUCGCUGCUCGCUAGAACAAAUAACUAGAGGUGAGCUGCAUCAUCCCUAUCAUAUAGUUGUCAUAUCUAAUGUGGUUAUAACGACUAGAUCCUUUGACCAAAGUGCUUAUCACGUUAUCAUUAUCUUCAAGCAGUUGUUUCCGAUAUCAAUUAUCAGCUCAAUUCGAAACACAAUUGGAAAGGUCAAGGUACGUUUGGCUUCUGAUCCGAUUGAAGUUUACCCAAAAAGUACUCGGCAAAAAUGUGGUGGAUGUUAAUAGCAGUGCUCUACAUUGCUUUCGAUGUAAACUACUUCAUCCGGGCUAUCUUCACCGUAAUUGUUAUCCUGUUUUCCAAGCGAGGUCUCAAGCUGUCUGAUACCAUCACGACCUAUGGCAUCUGCACCACCCAGGAUAUCGACAUGAUGCUCAAUCACAUGAACAACGCUCGCUACCUGCGGGAACUGGACUUUGCACGGUACCAUUGGUACGCCCGGACAGGAUUUUGGUCUAAAGUGCGAGCCAUGGGCGGUUCGGCCGUGCAAGCUACGGUCACGGUGCGCUACCGCAAGAUGCUUUCGCUGGGGCUGCCGUUCCGGAUAGAAACCAACAUGGUGUGGUGGGAUGAUAAGUGUUUAUUUUUCGAGCACAAAUUUAUCACCCUGUUUGAUGGGUUUGUUCGUGCGGUGGCUACCUCGAGGCAAGCGGUUACAAACGUAAAGUUGGAGGAGGUGUUGAAGCAAUUCGAUGAAUGUGCAACACGACCCGAGCAACCGGAAGAAAUACGACUUUGGAUGGAAUCGGUGGAGGAAUCCAGUCGGAGGUUGAGAAAGGAUCGGUAGACAAAAAAUCAAUUGUAGGAAGCUACGAAACGCUAUUGAUAACAAACCAAAAAAAUCUAGUCAUCGUACUUAUUAGCCUGAAAUUAAGUACCUAAUUGUAAUAAAGAAAAUGCUUUCA
This is a messenger RNA of Armigeres subalbatus, 965 nucleotides long. Its product is annotated as protein THEM6-like. Bases 269 to 847 code for a protein of 192 amino acids. The transcript is spliced from 3 exons. The record is from RefSeq and is a predicted model, not a curated record. Lineage: Eukaryota; Metazoa; Arthropoda; Insecta; Diptera; Culicidae.